Molecule: messenger RNA, 543 nt
Organism: Protopolystoma xenopodis
Lineage: Eukaryota; Metazoa; Platyhelminthes; Monogenea; Polystomatidea; Polystomatidae
Source: the annotation of a GenBank genome assembly
AAUGCACCCGAAAAUAAAGCUCAUUCAGGCCAAUUUGAGGCCAAAUCAAUGGAAAAAAUUAAUUUAUCUAAUGAAUCCUGCGAAGAUCUCGUUGAGAAUGUCAGGACUGACGUGUGUUCGGAUUUAAGUUUUAAAUGUGGCAAUGAUCUUGAGGACAGUUCUGUUUGGACAAAUACUCUUCUUGAAGAAUGGAUAAAAGAAAUAGAAACAUCUAUGGAUUACAUGUCAAAUUCAGCCCACUUGUUAGUAGAAAUGGUGGAUCAGGUAUGCAGAAGAGUUACUGCUAGAGACGUUGGUCGGAUUGUACAACCGCGCGAUGAUUUAAUUCGAGUCGCAUCAGUCGCUGAAGCGGCCUCUAAAGAAUUACACCGCUGGGGCUUGUCUGCUAUCACUCAUGGCACCAAGUUAAUUCACGAAUUAGGCCAAAUUCGUGAGGAAAAAGGCACGAUUCAGGCUGAAUUGAAACGAAUCAAAGUUCACAUGGAUGAAGUCUGUGCGUUUAGAUGUCUUACUUCUUUUAAGCUAACGAUACUUGUACAAUAG